AUGGAGCCGACUCCUCUCUUGACCCCUUACAAGAUGGGCAAAUUCAACCUCGCGCACAGGGUUGUUCUUGCAUUGGUGACGCGCUGCAGGUCGUUCGAGAACAUGGCGCAGCCGCACAACACCCUCUACUACCAACAGCGGGCGGCGCCAGGCGUGCUCCACAUCGCCGAGGCUAGCGCGGUGUCGGAGACGGCGGCGGGGUACCCGCGUGUGCCCGGGCUCUGGAGCGACGAGCAGGUGGAGGCCUGGAAGCCCGUCGUGGAUGCGGUGCAUGCCAAGGGUGCCCUCUUCUUCUGCCAGCUCUGGCACACGGGCCGCAACCACUCACCCGCCACUGGCACUGCUGGUUGUUUAAUUUUUGGUUCGUUUAGUAGUCCAGUCGUCAGUCACUGUUCCAUUGUCAUGAAGUUUGAUGAGGCCCCUCCAAGGCUGGAAACGGAAGACAUACCCCAAAUGGUGAUGGACUUCCGGGUCGCGGCCAGAAAUGCCAUCAGAGCCGGCUUCGACGGUGUGGAGAUCCACGCUGCCAACGGGCUCCUCGUCAACCAGUUCUGGUGGUUUUUGGAUAUUGGACGAGUGGACUCCACCAAGCCUCUUCGUCUGGAUGGCAGCAGCAGCAGCAGCCUGGAAGAUCGCUGCCGCCACCUCGCCGCCGAUGUGGUUGCUGCAGUGGUCGAUGAGGUCGGCGCGCACCGUGUCGGUGUGCGCCUCUCCCCGUUCGCCGGCGGCGACGCAGACUCCACCGACGCCGCAGAGGCUCAUGCCCUGCAGCUGGUCCGCUCCAUCGACAAGCUCGGCGUCCUUUACUGCCACGUGGUGGAGCCGAAGAUGCGCGCCGACGGCGACGGCAAGCCGGCGAUCCCGCACCGCCUGUCGCCGUUCAGGCAGGCGUUCAGGGGCACGUUCAUCGUGAAAGGAGGGUACGACCGGGAGGAAGGGGACAGGGCGGUGAGCCAGGGGUACGCUAACCUGGUCUCGUACGGGCGGCUGUUCCUGGCGAACCCCGACCUGCCGGAGCGGUUCAGGAACAAGGCGGAGCUGAACAAGUAUGACAGGAGCACGUUUUACACCGCCGAUCCGGUGGUUGGGUACACGGACUACCCGUUUCUUGGCCAGGAGACACAGGUGGCAUAGCAAAUCGAUCGAUUGUACCUUCUGCACGCAGCAGGUCUAUCGAUUAUUAUGCGUGCUUCUGCCUGCAACUAUCAUCAUCUGCUUUUUUUACUGAAAUAAACAUUGCCAGUCGAAACCAAUAAUCAUUCAUGCAUGUACGCAGGAAUGUUGUCUAAUGGUGUGUGUUUACUGUUUGCCUAUAUGUCAGUUUAUGAUUUUCCUAA
Messenger RNA from Panicum virgatum (switchgrass), 1337 nucleotides. RefSeq names its product putative 12-oxophytodienoate reductase 11. Bases 1 to 1134 code for a protein of 377 amino acids. The transcript is spliced from 4 exons. The record is from RefSeq and is a predicted model, not a curated record. Gene Ontology annotation, molecular function: FMN binding; oxidoreductase activity. Lineage: Eukaryota; Viridiplantae; Streptophyta; Magnoliopsida; Poales; Poaceae.